CCACAGCCUGCAGGACCAACACAGGAUUAACAAGAAACCCUGAAGCAAGAGAGAAAUUCGUGUGAGAUGGAGGGUCGAGAGAAUCAUAUCAACAUUCACAUGAUUGACGACGUGGGCCAGAACGGGACGAGUGGACAAACUGUCAUCACCAAAGAUCCGGUCACACAGCAGCACGGAGCCACCGUGAGCUUCCACAACAUUCAGUACAGUGUGACGAUGAAAAGUAGGUCCUGUAAGAAGAAGAGCGUGACUAAGGACAUCCUGGUCAACCUGAACGGAAUUAUGAAACCUGGUUUAAAUGCCAUUUUAGGUCCAACAGGAAGUGGCAAAUCUUCGUUUUUGGAUGUGCUCGCAGCGAGAAAGGACCCCUCAGGUCUCUCUGGUGAAGUACUGAUCGAUGGAGCGACACAGCCAUCCAAUUUCAAAUGUCUCUCAGGCUACGUUGUACAGGAUGACGUGGUGAUGGGAACUCUGACCGUACGGGAGAAUCUGCGCUUCUCGGCUGCGCUCCGUCUUUCAUCCUCUGUAAAACAGAAGGAAAAGGAAGCCAGAGUUAAUCGUCUCAUUUCAGAACUAGGCCUCAGUAAAGUGGCAGACAGAAGGGUGGGCACUCAGCUGAUUCGUGGCAUCUCCGGAGGCGAACGAAAGAGGACCAGCAUUGGCAUGGAGAUGAUUAUAGACCCCUCUGUCCUCUUUCUGGAUGAACCCACCACAGGCCUGGAUGCUAGCACCGCCAACUCGGUUCUACUGCUGCUCAAACGAAUGGCCAAUAAUGGACGUACCAUUAUAAUGUCCAUCCAUCAGCCACGCUACUCCAUCUACCAGCUCUUUGACAACCUCACACUGCUGGUUAACGGCAAACAAGUCUACCACGGACUGACCCACAAUGCACUAGACUACUUCGCCAACAUUGGUUAUGAAUGUGAAGCCCAUAACAACCCAGCGGAUUUUUUCCUGGAUGUUAUCAACGGAGACUCUGUUGCUGCAACUAUGGCCAAGCUGCAGAGUGCAGAAGAUAUAGAGUUUGAAGAGUCUGGAGGCACAAGGCAGAGCAUUGAAGAGCGUCUGGUGGAGGAAUACAGGAAAAGCAAAGAUGCUCAGGAAACCAAGGGUGAACUGGAGCGUAUCAUGAGGGGUAAAGAAUACAGCACCAAACCCAAGUCCCGCACCAUCACCUACAACUGCGGUUUCUUCCACCAGCUAAAUUGGGUUGUGAAGAGAACUUUCCGGAACCUGAUGUUGAACCCUCAGACCUCCAUUGCACAGUUGGCAGUCACCAUCUUCUUGGCACUUAUUGUUGGCGCCAUUUUCUUCGGAGCAAAAAACGACCCGAGCGGCAUUCAGAACAGGUUCGGAGCUUUGUUCUUCAUUAUAACCAAUCAGUGUUUCAGCACACUGUCAGCUGCUGAGCUUUUCAUCACAGAGAGGAAGCUCUUUAUACAUGAAUACACCAGCGGCUACUACGGAGUGUCUGUAUACUUCCUGUCAAAGAUACUGUCUGACGUAAUCACUCUACGCACCAUUCCUGCCAUAGUCUUCACCUGUAUUGUCUACUUCAUGAUUGGUUUUAAGCCCACCCCAGCAGCAUUCUUCAUAUUCAUGUUUACAGUGAUUCUAGUGGCAUACACAGCCACAGCGAUGACCAUGGCUAUCUCUGUUGGUCAGUCUGUUGUAUCCGUGGCAAACAUUCUCAUGACCAUUGCCUUUGUCUUUAUGAUGAUCUUCUCUGGUCUGCUGGUGAAUCUGGAAAGUGUCAUGGUCUGGCUCGCCUGGCUUAAGUACUUGAGCAUCCCACAUUACGGACUUACGGCUUUAGAGAUCACUGAGUUUGUGGGACUGAAUUUCUGUGAGAAUCUUUCUGAUGAUCAAAUAUCCAACACCACUCAGGGAAUCAUCUGCACAGGUGAGCAACAUCUCCAAGGCCAAGGAAUUGACUACUCAACAUGGGGAUUAUGGCAGAACCACAUGGCCCUGAUAAUUAUGACCAUCAUAUUCCUCCUCAUCGCCUACAUCAAGCUCAGGUUCAUGCGCAAAUUCUCCUGAGCGCUAAGACGGUUGGUCCUUCGACUUGUCUUUACUGCAGAGUCGCCACCUUCUUUUCUAUUCAGCUUCAUUUCCAGAAUAUUCCCACAUUGCUACCUACAGAUUGGUUCUGCAUUUGGUCAAACUGUGUAGAUGUAUUUUUUGUGUAGAUUCUAAAUAAUGUUUUAGUCCAA
This is a messenger RNA of Tachysurus vachellii, 2216 nucleotides long. It is a transcript of the gene abcg2d, whose product is annotated as ATP-binding cassette, sub-family G (WHITE), member 2d. The coding region runs from base 67 to 2043 and encodes 658 amino acids. Lineage: Eukaryota; Metazoa; Chordata; Actinopteri; Siluriformes; Bagridae. Gene Ontology annotation, molecular function: ATP binding; ATP hydrolysis activity; ABC-type transporter activity. The transcript has 16 exons. The record is from RefSeq and is a predicted model, not a curated record. Gene Ontology annotation, cellular component: plasma membrane.